Messenger RNA from Cantharellus anzutake, 1686 nucleotides. RefSeq lists its product as uncharacterized. Bases 1 to 1686 code for a protein of 561 amino acids. The transcript has 2 exons. The record is from RefSeq and is a predicted model, not a curated record. Gene Ontology annotation, molecular function: FAD binding; oxidoreductase activity. NCBI's taxonomy places the organism in Eukaryota, Fungi, Basidiomycota, Agaricomycetes, Cantharellales, Hydnaceae.
AUGGCUUCCGCUGCACACCGACGACCAGAUACCCAGACCCCUAGCGGGCAAGAGGGGGAAGAGGCCCAGUCCGCUAUCGUAAUCUUACGAAGAACCCCCCUCCCUGUUGACAUUUACGAGUUGACCGAGAUGCUACCCUAUGGAGAAGUCCUUCUUCCAUACUCGAAAGACUAUGACAGAGCAAUCACCAUCGACAACGACUGUUUCACGACGUGGUUAAAACCUUGUGCCGUCGUACUACCUCGCAACGCAGAGGAGCUUGCACAGAUCGUGAAUUUCGCGCGCGACAAACGAAUUAUUUUAACCAUAAAGAGUGGGGGACACUCAACGGGCGGCUACUGCCUCAAUGAUCGCGGCAUAGUUGUCGACCUGAGUGCGAUGAAGAACGUUCGGAUCAACGAACAGAGUACCGAGAUAACGAUGCAGGCAGGGUGCGUCUGGGACGAUGUUUACGCCUUACUUCGAGGAAAGGAUUCGGCGAAUAUGGUUGUGGGUGGGUUAUGCCCAACUGUUGGCGUAUCUGGUUUCACACUCGCAGGAGGAGCCAGCCCUUUCUCGCGCAGCUAUGGCCUAGGAAUCGAUAACGUUCUUGAGAUGACGGUCGUUACAGCUGCAGGAGAGGUGGUGACGGUCCGACCCGACGAUGCAGAUCCACUGCAGCAGGAUUUGUUUUGGGGUUUAUGUGGCGGAGGCGGCGGUAACUUCGGCAUCGUCACCGAAUUCAAGUCGCGUGUGCACAGGCUCUCGAGCCCAAAUGGUCUUUGCACCUUCGGCACUCUCACCUGGUUUUUAGGUGACAUAGAGUCUCGGCUAAGGUUCCUUGCGAUGAUGCGUUUAUUCGAUGAACUUGCCCCCAGUUGGCCAGAUGAGCUCUGUAUGGAGGCGGUCUGGGUUUACGAUGAGGCGCCACCAAGGCCAAGACAGUUGAUCGGGCAGCUCCAUGUCUUUUAUAACGGUAGAAAAGAAUCCUGCAGUGGUCUCAUCGCUCCUUUGCUUGCUUUUGACCCCACCGCAUGGUGGCCCGUGGAAAUGUCGUGGCGCGAAUGGGUGGAUAGGCAAGAAUCCGAUCCUGCCGGGAGCAAGGGGUAUCCUCGUUACUCAUCCUUCAUUUUCGAUUCUAUCCGACGCGGACUUGUAGAGUCGAUCAUGGAUAUGAUGGAUUACGCCGAAAAGCUCCUUGCAGGCGAUGGAGGAUAUGCUCGCUUCAUGUGGGCCCACAUCGGUGGGGCCACUGCUCGAGUAGGCUCCUCGGACACACCAUUCCCAUGGCGAAACGGUUUAUACGUCUCCAGGCUCACACUCCGAUGGGGCAGUUCGAGUAUGGAGCAAAGCGUGCAGGACUUCACUGAUCGGUGCAGGCGAAACCUUUCGCCGUUCGCUCUAAAAGAAAAGGCAGCCUAUCUUAAUUUUAUCGAUGCCAGUCUCAACGACUGGGCAGAGGCGUGCUACGACACAAACUAUCCUCGACUCCAAACGGUCAAGGCCGAAUGGGACCCUGCCGACUUCUUCAAGUCCCCGCUAAGCAUUCAACUUCCCACUUCAUGGGGCUGGAUACGCAAACGUUCAACCUCUCAUCAGACAGCUUCAACCGCCCAAGCUCCCGCCCAGCCCGACCGUUCCUCGCGGGGUGACCCUACGAUUCCGGAGAAGUAUUGGUUGCCGAGCAUCGCGAUGAUCGAGGGUUAA